GAGUUUGUUGCCAGUCCAGUGUUUCGUUGCGUUGCGUGGGCGGGUGCCGCGUCGACCACCCUCUUCCGCCGCCAAUCUUGCCAGGCGGCAGCAGCAUUAAGAGCCCACCUCCGCCGCAUCACACGACGCACACCUCGACACGACCUCCUCGUCACUACUGGCAUGCCAAUCUCCCGCGCGGGCGUGCGCUUCCGUAACAUAGAAACAGGGAUGCCGUCUGCAUGACGGAGCCUGCUAUACUAACCUCCGCCGCCCGCUGCUACGAUUGUUCAUCCUUCUCCCCACUGUCCUGCCUGCCCACCAUGCGUUCUGCCCUGAGGACCGCGCUGGCGGCGGAUGCCCAGUGGAGGACGGGACGUGCGAGGAGCAACUCCCUCUCCACCGUGCCGCCCGCCCCAGACUCCGCCGACUAUCUGCCUGAGCUCGCGGCCAUUGCUGCCACCAUCCUCUACCGAUCACCCCUCCCAUCCAAAGACGGCAGGCCCGUGUACAUCCUCAACGCCGCUGCCUUUCCCGAUGCAUUCGAAGUCGACUACGAUAGCUUGCUUUCCUAUGUCCUCGCUCGACUGCCCGGCGAAGACGAGUUGAUCGCAGGCACAGAGUACGAGAUUGUCUUCUUUGCAGGAGGCCCUCCCGACAAUGCAACGGCAGAGAAGAAGCAGGGUCCCGCUACCGGAUGGUAUCUGCAAGCAUACCACGUGCUGGGGAGGGCAUUGCGGAAGAAGCUGGCCAUGCUGUACAUUGUGCACCCUCGCACAUGGGUCAGAGUGCUGCUCAACAUAUUCGGGACCAUUGUGUCGCCAAAAUUUCGACGGAAGAUAGUACACGUCAAUUGUUUGACCUCACUGGCCUUGCAUAUUCCCAUCGAACAUCUGCUCACCCCACCAUCCGCAUAUCUGCAGGAUCGAAAGUACUCACCCAAUAUCUACUCACCCUUUGUCACCGGCAGACGUGCAUUCAGCGUGAAGCAACCAUUCCCGAGGAACAUUGACUCCGGCAGGACGCGCUUGCCUCGCGCGCUGAGGGAAACCACGGCCUUCCUGGUGGAACCUUCCAAUCUCAAGACCGAGGGCAUCUUCCGCAUACCGCCUCACUCGGUCCUCGUUGGUGUCCUCAGAGAGGCUUACGACCGCGGACAGAAAUGGAUAGUGUGGAAGGAUCAAGGUGCAACCUUCGUGCAGCCGGGUCUUGCAAAAUCGCUGGUCGAUGAGAUUCGCUUGGAGGAUGCAUACGGCGUGCACUCAGCCGCCUCGCUCAUCAAGACAUGGUAUCGCGAGCUGCGCGAGCCAGUAUUCCCAGAGUCAUGCUACGCGACGCUCCGAGAGCGUUACAGCGAUCCCGACACGGAGCUGACGCCCGAGGACAUGGUCGAUAUCAUCCUUCCCACUUCGUCAAUGUCUCCUCUGCCUCCCACAUCGAGAGAGAUCCUGACCAGACACCUGCUCCCUCUGCUAUCUCUGGUCGCAUCGCACGAGCCACACAACAAGAUGGGUGCAGAGAACUUGGCUAUCUGUUUCGCCAUGUGCCUCGUUUGUGGCUCAGACCAGAUGGCCGAUGCAAAAAUUUCGAGUAUUGUCAAGCGGAUACUAGUCGCUGCCAUAGAUAUGUGGCCUCAGCUCCGGGCGGGAAUCGACAUCGAAGAGCGUGCGUUCUAUGCUGACCUCAGCCCGCCUAUCGACCCAAAUGAGUACGAGGACCCGCUCGAAGCCCUGCGACGUCCAUCUGACGGGUCUGAUGCCUCAAGUGAGAAAAGUCAGAUAGGACACAGGAUCUCAAUGAACGAGUCAGACUCUUCUGACUCGUCGUCAGAGAAGCCUCCAGCGUUGCCCCCUAGGCGCCGUUCUAGAGCCACGUCGCUCAAAGCUGCGCUGGCGCCGCACUUGCCGAACGUCGAAUUGCCCAAACUGCCACGUCGGAACAAGGCGGCACAGCGCGAGCCAUCACCUUCAGCGCAGCCUGGCUACGAGCCUGCAUCCGACGCCGCAUAUGUAGGUGCGCCACCGAGAUACUCCAGCCUCUUCGACUACGAAGGCAGAAACUUGCCGCGAUCGGAUUCACCUGGCAGCUAUGCGCCAAUACAUGCAGGCGGUGUCAGCCCUCCGAAGAGCAAUGACGCCAGCAUGGAUCUUUUAGAUGAUUCACGAGCACAGAAACCCAUACAUCGACGCCCGGUCGGAGAGUCAUCUCGGAGUCGACCAGUCUCAACAGAGAUCAUUGGGUCAAUUCCUGGGAUCACUGGCGAUGUACCCAAGCGAAAGCCUGUUAGUAGGCAGACCUCGGUCAAGGGUGAGAACAGACCAGCCGAGACGGCAUUGCACAACGAUCUCCAGACCGCGAGCACCAGCACUGCCCCAGAAAACACUUCCCAGAACGAGAGCACGACCGCUUCCCAGCAGAAUGGUCCAGUCAUUUCGAGCACGAGCAGUUCCUCACCCUCCAUGCCUUUCGUGCCCCCUGGAACACACGCCCUCCUGGCAGAGAUGGCCGCACGCCAAGCCGCUAAUAAUGUGACACAGAACAACGUUAUCGACAUUCAAGCUGCUUCGGCUAGCACGAAUUCCGCUACAAAUGCGCCUCGCUCAGCACCAGGAGACCUUGCUGUGAAGCCGCCUCAUCUUCCUACUUCACCCUCAAGCAGCGCGAACGCUGCGGUGUUCCGCAAACCGUCGUGGCAAGCAUCGGCGGCCAAUAAGCAGCGUCCUGAUAUCCAGUCUCUGGCGAAGCCCAUCCUGCCGACCAGGACUUCCAACACCGCAGUGCCCUUGAUCUCCACCGCGAACGUCGAUGGAGCCAGUGGAGGCGCCGUACAGCACGUACCCAAGCCACGUGCUCCUUCUGCCGGCUUGCUCAAUAGGAUGAACAGUUGGGAAAGCAGAGGAAGCACAGACUCGCAGGCUACUAGCAACAGCGCCAAACUGGAGCCUCGCAGACUGGAUCUGAAGAAGAGUAGUGUUGACGAUUUGCGGAGGCUGUAUGAGGAGCGGGCAACGACUGCCACGACGCUGGUGCAGCUCGGGAGGCGAGCUUCGAGUAAGCACUGAAGGGAGAGAAGGAGACAUGGUACAGGAGGAAUGGCAUAGUAGCGCAAGAUGGAGAAAGAGGCGUUCUGGGCUGGGCUAGGAUUGGCAUUGAAUGCAUGAUCCAUCGAUGCGUGUACGGAAACAGUGUUUGAAAAGGUUGUGGUGGCUGAUCGUAUUGCAUUAUAUCGAGAUACCCGUAUCGCUAUGUCGAAGCCGCCCCGGCCGACGACCUACUAAUAUUGACCUGGCAAUCUUGCAUGCAUAUGUCGCCUGUGUACUUCCUUCUGCACCAGUCCUGUUGUAUUCUGUGAGAUGAUCUGGCUGUAGGCGACUCGAACGGAGUUGCCGGAUGCGGCCACUCCUGACUAGAUGUAUCAGUUCUGAAGAGAAGUGUUCAAUUGCGGCGAACAGCAUCUCUUUUCGUUCGACGUAAGGCCCUUCCGGAGGUGACGGUAACAUCAAAAUUCUCUGCUGGAGCUUGUCGAAUCAAUCAGAAGUGGCACCAGUUCUCGCCACUCGCAGCUGUGCUUCCUCUCAUUAAGAACAAGUCCUUGGCGAAUUGGUUAUAAUUUCACAGGUGUAGUCGCAAAUGACGACCAUGGUGUACCACAGAACCUUGUGAUGAUCCUCUUGUUGUCAGAUUCAGACUCGAAUAGACCCUGUCCUUCGAAGACCAUCGCGUCCAUGGGGUCAAGAUGCAGAUGUAUUGGAAACC
Molecule: messenger RNA, 3735 nt
Organism: Cercospora beticola
Lineage: Eukaryota; Fungi; Ascomycota; Dothideomycetes; Mycosphaerellales; Mycosphaerellaceae
Biological process (GO): small GTPase-mediated signal transduction
Cellular component (GO): cytoplasm
Molecular function (GO): GTPase activator activity
Source: RefSeq, a predicted model, not a curated record